This is a messenger RNA of Aspergillus pseudonomiae, 729 nucleotides long. RefSeq lists its product as uncharacterized. Bases 1 to 729 code for a protein of 242 amino acids. Gene Ontology annotation, molecular function: zinc ion binding; RNA binding. Gene Ontology annotation, biological process: spliceosomal snRNP assembly. The record is from RefSeq and is a predicted model, not a curated record. The transcript is spliced from 8 exons. Gene Ontology annotation, cellular component: spliceosomal complex. Lineage: Eukaryota; Fungi; Ascomycota; Eurotiomycetes; Eurotiales; Aspergillaceae.
AUGCUUUCUCUAGUCCUUUCAGCUGAACUCACAGGAGUCACCGAACUUCGCCCUCAAGAUACUCCUGAGAACCCCUACUACUACACUUUCAAGGUGCAAUGCACGUCCUGUCGUGAGACACACCCAAACUGGGUCAGCUUCAACCGUUUUGAGCAACACGAAAUCCCUGGAAGCCGCGGAGAGGCGAACUUUGUCUGGAAAUGCAAGCUUUGCCAAAAAACCCAUUCUGCCUCUAUCGUCGCAGGUCCAAAUGUGUACGAGGCAGACGAAAAGCGCAAGGGCCGGAAAGUGAUCGACAUUGACUGCCGCGGUCUUGAAUUUACCGAGUUCAAAGCUGAUGGCGAAUGGGAGGCUAAGGGCACCGAGUCAUCCACUCCUUUCACGGCCAUCGACCUGUCAGAGAGCGAGUGGUAUGACUAUGAUGAGAAAGCUGGAGAUGAAGUUUCCAUCAAGGAAAUUACCUGGGAGUUCCAACCAGUCAACCCCCGCCCUUUCUUGCAGACUAGGGUCGGUACAGAGAUGGUUAUUCGUCUCAAGUGGGGUCAGACCGAGUACAAGGGCAAGCUGGAGAGCAUCGACUCGUACAUGAACGUGCUAUUGCGGGACACGGAGGAGUUCAUUGAUGGAAAGAACACAGGAACUCUUGGACUUGUGCUUAUUCGGUGUAACAACAUUCUCUGGAUGGGAUCGGCAGACAACGUCGAGAUGACGGACCUGGGGCUGCGGUAG